This is a messenger RNA of Cladophialophora yegresii CBS 114405, 4911 nucleotides long. RefSeq lists its product as uncharacterized. The record is from RefSeq and is a predicted model, not a curated record. Gene Ontology annotation, biological process: transmembrane transport. Gene Ontology annotation, molecular function: ATP hydrolysis activity; ATP binding; ABC-type transporter activity. The transcript is spliced from 2 exons. Gene Ontology annotation, cellular component: membrane. NCBI's taxonomy places the organism in Eukaryota, Fungi, Ascomycota, Eurotiomycetes, Chaetothyriales, Herpotrichiellaceae. Bases 1 to 4911 code for a protein of 1636 amino acids.
AUGGCGUCACAUCACACAUCCACGUCAGUCGCAAUCUCGAUAGCUUGUCUCGCGGUUGUUGCAAUCUUGUCAGCACCAGCAGUUGGCCAGCUCGUCACUCGGGUGCAGUCGAGGAAGAAGCAAUAUGCACAGCUGUCAGAGCGCUACGAAGACAAGGAUGGGGUUGCCACGGAAGAGUCAGAAGUGGCAUAUUCCGAUCAGAUUCCUCGUCUAAUACUAAUAUUGAUAUCUCUGGUCGCUUGUGGUGCUGCUUUGGCUACUGCGAUUCUCACAACUACUCGCUCACAUCUGCCUCUCAGUCUUGAGCAAUGGCUGCAGUUCGCAACAUGGUUGCUUGUGCUGUUUCAAGCGGCCAUCAUAUACAUUACACCGUCUUCCAUCCAGCGCUACCGACUCGGAAUCUUCUCGAGCUUCUCAGCGCUGUCCAUCGCCGUUGCUAUAGCCGUGGAGAACAUCUCCCUCUGGCAAGCCAAAUCCAGCCCACUCCCACGAAACACCCACCUCACCUUUUCCAUCAUACUCUUCGCUGCUGGCAUUGGCAUCGCCUUGGCCAGCCUGUGCAUCCCUCGGCGACCGGAUGUAUACUGGAAGGAUAAAGUCGUCGACCGCGAAAACACUGUGUCUCUUUUGUCCAAGGUGACGUUUUCGUGGGCCGGUCCGAUUCUUUCAUUCGCUGCGAAAAACAAAGCCCUCGACUAUGACGACCUACACGAGAUUGACUUCGAGAAUCGUUCCCGAGAACUGAGGCGAGAAUUUGAGGCUGUCGGCCGAAAAGACAAGCUAUGGAAGACUAUCUUUUGGUCGCGGAAAUGGACAUUCAUUCAACAGUGGAUUCUCCAAGCGACUUGCUCCAUCACAGAUUUCCUUCCACAAAUUGUUCUCUAUUUUGUACUCAAGACGCUUGAACAGCGCGACGAGGGCAAGGACGUGGCUCUUACUUCCUGGUUGUUAGUCCUCGGUCUCGGCCUGGCCAUUACCUUCUCGAAUUGGAUCGAGGCUUGGAUGUUUUUCAUCACCUUCAUGAAAAUCGGAGUUCCAAUCUACGAGCAACUGUCCGCUGUGGUAUUUGGGAAGGCCAUCAGACGGAAAGAUGUCAAAGGUACAGGCAAGAAACAAGAGGAGGCAGAGACCAGCAACGGCGCCUUGGACGGCGGCAUUGUUGUGAAUGAAGCUGCCGGCCAGAAGGGCGAAGAUCGAGCUCCGGAAGAUGAUGAAGAUGCCGACUUUCAAAAGUCUAAGCAAAGCACGAUCAAUCUGGUGGGGGUUGACUCUAAACGCAUCGCGGACUUUGCUACAUUCAACUACAUCUUCCUCGGAUCGGCUAUCAAGUUGAUUUUUGCUAUCAGCUUCUUGUCUAAACUGAUAGGACCAAUCCCUUUAUUUGCCGGGCUGGCGGCUCCGGUUCUGAUCACGCCAAUCAACAUCCUAGCGGCCAAACGAUACGCGACGGCUCAAGACGACCUGAUGAAGUACCGAGAUCAGAAGAUGGCGGUGGUCACUGAAGCUUUGCAGGGGAUUCGUCAAAUCAAGUUCAGUGCCCUGGAGAGGAACUGGUAUGACAAGAUCUUAGAGACGCGGAGAAGGGAGUUGAAGACACAGUGGCAGGUGUUUGUCUACGACACCACACUGAUCAGCAUUUGGAUCUUUGGUCCCGUAAUGCUCGCAGCUAUAUCCUUGACAACGUAUGUCCUCAUCUACAAGCAACUGACGGCGUCUGUGGCUUUCACAACGAUUUCUGUCUUUGAGGCCAUCGAAAUGACGCUGGCUAUAAUACCCGAGAUGAUCACGGAUCUUCUUGACGCCAUUGUUUCAGCGAGGAGGGUCCAAGAGUACCUUGAUGCUCCUGAGCGGGUUGAUAGCACCAAACCAGGCGAGGCUGUGACAUUCAGGAACACUACAAUCGCCUGGCCAUCAGACGACCCGGAAACCGAAGACAACCAGUUCACCUUACGCAGUCUGAAUCUUGCGUUCCCCAAAAAGGAGCUGAGCGUCAUUUCGGGUCGGACAGGAUCUGGGAAGAGCUUGCUGCUGGCCUCGAUUAUUGGAGAGGCUGAGGUCCUCGACGGUGAACUCGUCGUGCCUAAGCCGCCACCUUCCUCUCAACGUUAUGAUGCUCAAGCCAACCGCAAGAAUUGGACGAUUGAGUCUUCCAUCGCAUUUGUGGCUCAAAUCCCGUGGAUUGAGAAUGCCACGAUUCGAGAUAAUAUCCUGUUCGGCCUGCCGCUAGACAAUGAGCGCUAUCAGAAAGUACUUACUGCAUGCGCUCUGACAAAGGAUCUGGAAAUGUUGCAAGACGGAGAGCUCACCGACAUCGGCGCAAACGGUAUCAAUCUCAGUGGUGGACAGAAAUGGCGAGUGUCGUUUGCUCGCGCAUUGUAUUCGAGAGCGGGAAUCCUUGUUCUGGACGAUAUCUUCUCAGCAGUAGAUGCCCACGUCGGACGACACUUGUUCGAACAGGCACUAACUGGGGAGCUUGGGCAAGGCCGGAGCAGGAUCCUGGUUACGCACCACGUUGCUCUGUGCCUACCUCGAACAGACUACAGCGUGCUUCUCUCGAAUGGAACUAUUGAGGUAGAGGGCAGAACGGAGGAGUUACGUCGGAGUGGGAAACUGAAGUCUAUCCUCGCACACGAUACCGAAGAGCAACGAAAAGAAGAGGACGAGGCUAUUGAGAAUCAGCAGAACCAGAACCUCGCUGUCGAUGACGGAGGCGGCCUCCAGAAACUGCUAACCAACCAGUCCCGGCGCUCUAGGAGAAAGUCUGCCCUUAGCGACGCUGGCGACGACCUCAGGCGCCGUCCGUCACACGCGAGCAUGAACGAAGCAAAACCAAAUGGCAUCGCGCCGAAGAAGUUCACCGAGGAGGAAAACCGCGAAACAGGGGCGAUCAAGUACCAGAUCUAUGCAGCGUACAUAAGAGCCUGUGGCGGGUUCACCUACUGGUUGGGAAUUUUGGCUGUCUUCGGCGUCUGGGUCGCUGUAUAUCUGGCAAGGUCGUAUUGGAUCAGCGUGUGGACGAGAUCGUAUCGCACAGAGUCCAAUCAUGCCUUCCAGCACAGUUUGAUCCAGCAGGCACUUGGGAGCGUCUACCAUCGCAUCCACCAUCACUUAUCCACAGCAGCUAUCGACCCAAACCUCCGAUACUAUUUGGGCGUCUAUCUCGGUAUCUCCCUGGUCGCUUGGUUGAUCGGGACCGUACGCUACUUCUGCGUCUUCGUCCUCUCGAUUCGCGCAUCCAAGAUCCUUUUCGAAGGACUUGCAUUCGCCGUACUCCGAGCGCCUCUACGCUGGCUUGAUACUGUGCCCGUGGGACGAAUCCUCAACCGCUUCACCUCGGAUUUCAACAUGCUCGAUUCGCGCAUCUCCAUGGAUCUCGCGUUCAUGCUGCACAACAUGAUGCACGUCCUUUCCGUGGUUAUCGCCGGGCUGUUUGUAUCGCCGUUCAUGAUCGUCUUUGCAGCUGCACUUCUCUCGAUCUCGAUGUACUAUGCCUUGCGCUAUCUCGCUGGUGCAAGAGAGGUGAAGAGAUUGGAAAGCAACGCCAAAUCACCCGUCUUUGAACAAUUUGGUUCUGUUCUUAUGGGAAUCGGUACAAUCCGGGCCUUUGACAAGUGCGAUGCUUACUUGGACAAGAUGUAUGCCAGAAUUGACUUGCACUGUCGUGCGUACUGGCAUCUCUGGCUCUUCAAUCGUUGGAUGGGCUGGCGAUUGAACAUGGUGGGUGCGAUCUUUGCUGCCAUCACAGCAGCCCUGAUUGUCUCGAUCACCACCAUCGAUUCGAGCCUGGCAGGGUUCGCGCUAAGUUUCGCACUCGGCCUAAGCGAAGGCGUGAUUUGGUUCUUGCGGCAAUACUCCAACGUCGAGCUGGACAUGAACGCCACAGAGAGAAUUGUCGAGUACAGCAAUAUUACUAUCGAGAAUCAAGGUGGCGUGGACGCGCCUGCGGCAUGGCCUACAGAAGGCAACCUUGAGGUGAAUGAUCUGGUGGUCAGCUAUGCGCCGGACCUGCCGCCAGUGCUAAAAGGCUUAACCUUCGGCGUUGCGAAAAACCAACGCGUUGGUGUUGUCGGACGAACUGGAGCCGGCAAAUCGUCCUUGACGCUUGCGUUGUUCCGCUUCCUGGAGGCAAAGAGCGGAAGUAUCCACAUCGACGGGGUGGAUAUCUCGAAGAUCAAACUGUACGACCUGCGAUCGAGACUGGCGAUUAUCCCGCAGGACCCUGUACUCUUUUCGGGUACUGUGCGGAGUAAUCUUGAUCCCUUUGAUCACCAGACUGAUGAAGAGUUGAAGGAGGCCUUAGCCCGAGUCCACCUCAUAUCCCCUGCAUCAUUGACGACAUCCGGAGCAGCAAGCGGUAGCGCGACACCUAUACCUCCGAACUUGCACCUGGGUCAAAGCGCCACCGACGACUCCUCCGUCCCAGCUCAAGAUGCUUCCAGUGACACCAACAGGAAUAUCUUCCGCUCGCUUUCCUCCAAAAUUUCCGAGGGCGGCCUGAACCUGUCCCAGGGUCAACGCCAACUUCUCUGCCUCGCGCGCGCCAUUGUCUCCCGCCCGAAGAUCAUGGUCCUAGACGAAGCAACCUCGGCCGUCGAUAUGGAAACCGAUGCCCUCAUACAGAGAAGCAUCCGAGAAGAAUUCACGGAUAGUACGCUCAUCGUGAUUGCGCAUCGCUUGAGCACAAUUGCGGAUUUUGAUCGUAUCUUGGUGUUGGGGGAGGGGAAGGUGCUUGAAUAUGAUAGCCCGGCGGCGCUGAUGAGGCGAGAAGCUGGCGCGUUCAAGGAGAUGGUGGAGACGAGUGGUGAACGGGGUGAGUUGGAGAGAAUUAUUGGGAUCGGGACACCGGAGGGUGAAGGGAGUGACAAGGGAAAGGCAGAUGGAGGCGAGAACACCAGCGGAGGUGGGGACUAG